AUGUCAUCAUCAAUGCUUUUCUCUUCAAUGGCUUCAAGCCUUGCUAGCCGUCGCAAGAAUUCGGCACUGCGCAGUCUGCACACUAGUCCAUCUAGUUCCAUCGAUUUCUCCUCUAACGAUUUCCUCUCCCUUAGCACAUCACCUCUUUUGAGGCAUACCUACCUCGAUGCGCUUAACCGUACUACGCCAUCUGAGUUCCGCCUUGGCUCGGGUGGCUCACGGUUGCUAGAUGGUAACUCUAACUUUGCUGAAGAGUUGGAAGUUGACCUAGCUGAAUUUCAUGGCGGCAAAUCCGCUCUAUUAUUUAAUUCUGGCUUCGAUGCAAAUUCUGGCUUCUUUUCUUGCGUACCGCAGAGGGGUGAUGUCGUUAUUCACGAUGCCUACAUUCAUGCCAGUGUGCAUGAAGGUCUAAAGUGUUCUCGAGCCAGCCAUGUAUCUUCAUUCGCGCACAAUUCCUUGGUCGAUUUGAAGAGAAAACUCCAAGAAUUCUCACAACUCGACUCUGAUAUCGCGACGGGAAAAAAGAAUGUAUUUGUCGCUGUGGAAUCACUGUACAGCAUGGAUGGUGAUUUGGCGCCCCUCAGGGAAAUCGUCGACUUGAUGGAAGAGAUGUUUCCCAUGGCUAACGGUCAUGUGAUCGUUGAUGAGGCACAUUCUAACGGUCUCUAUGGUGAGGAUGGGCGCGGUAUUAUUUGUCACCUUGGCCUGGAAGAUAGGGUCCUCGCCCGGCUACACACCUUUGGAAAGGCCAUGGCUUGUAAUGGAGCGGCUAUCAUUUGUGAUCCCCUACUUCGUGAAUAUUUAAUUAACUACGCUAGACCACUUAUCUACUCCACUUCAAUGUCAUUCCCAUCACUGGUGGCGAUACGUUCAGUCUACACCAUGAUGAAACGUGGAGUGACUAGGCCACUUGUCACCCAUCUUCACGAGCUUAUCAGCUACCUGUUCAAGCAGCUUUCGAGUUUGUCAGUCCUCAUGAUUCAUCCUCAGACUAAAGAAGUUCUCUUGAGACUUCCUCGAGAACCUCCACCCUCACCCAUCUUCUCGCUUCUUACUCCCAAACCACGGAAUUUGGCAGCUCACUUUCAGGCAGCUGGACUAGUUGUAAGGCCUAUAGUCCCUCCUACAGUCCCUCAAGGCACUGAGCGUGUUAGAAUAUGUCUUCAUGCUGGGAACACCUUCGCCGAGGUUAACAAGCUAACACAAUGUCUAAGACUUUGGCUGGAAAGUGAAACGAAAACAACACUUCCCUCAAUCCAUGGAAAAUCCUUGGUGAAGCCAAUGUUGUAA
This is a messenger RNA of Blumeria graminis f. sp. triticale, 1290 nucleotides long. The record is from the annotation of a GenBank genome assembly. Lineage: Eukaryota; Fungi; Ascomycota; Leotiomycetes; Helotiales; Erysiphaceae.